Molecule: messenger RNA, 2717 nt
Organism: Conger conger (European conger)
Lineage: Eukaryota; Metazoa; Chordata; Actinopteri; Anguilliformes; Congridae
Gene: tmx1
Product: thioredoxin-related transmembrane protein 1
Exons: 8
Coding region: 63-1004 (313 amino acids)
Source: RefSeq, a predicted model, not a curated record
AAGGGGUGGAUUCUAGUUUAGUAAGCGGAAGCUUGCUUGUACGAAGACGAGUUGAUCUGAACAUGGCGCCCUUGACAAUUUGCAGAAUAAGACCUCCAACAAUAUUUUGGCGAUCAGCACUUCAUCUGUUCGGUUUAAUCGUCGUGUCCGUAUGCCUGACUUCACGGACGGCGCUUGCCAAAAAGAACCACCUGAGAGUUGUCACAGACGGUAACUGGGAGGAGAUCCUGGAAGGGGAAUGGAUGAUAGAGUUCUUCGCCCCUUGGUGUCCGGCUUGCCAGCAGCUACAGCCCGUGUGGAAUGAGUUCGCCGAAUGGGGGGAGGACAUAGGGGUGAACAUCGCCAAAGUGGACGUCACAGAACAGCCCGGUUUGAGUGGCAGGUUUAUCAUCACGGCUCUUCCGACAAUCUACCACUGUAAGGACGGAGUGUUUCGGAGAUACCAGGGAGCUCGGACCAAGGAUGACUUCCUGAGUUUCGUGGACGAGAAAAAGUGGCAGGAUCUCGAACCCGUUUCCUCCUGGUUUGGGCCAUCAUCCUUCCUGAUGAACACGAUGUCGGGUCUCUUCAAGCUCUCCAUGUUUAUACGGCACUGCCAUAACUACCUCACCGAGCAGAUCGGGAUCCCGGUGUGGGGGUCCUACACCAUCUUUGCCCUGGCGACACUUUUCUCCGGCCUGACCUUGGGUCUGAUCUUGGUGUUCAUCGCAGACUGCGUCUUUCCAUCCCGACGAUUCUCGUCGCCAAACUACUAUCAGAAGAAACAGGCCCUCAAACAGGCCCGGUUGAUGAAACAGCUGGAGGUCGAGCACGAGGCGGACGGGGAGGAAGAGGACGAGGAAGAAGAGGAAGAGGACUACUACGAUAGAGACCAAGACGAUUUGUGGAGGAGGGGGGUGCCCGAGGGGCGGCCCGAGCCCAGGACAGGGGACCUUCCGGAGGACACAGUGCGAAGGAGGGUCCUAGGCACUGGUGAUGAUGAGGAGGAUGAGGAGGACACCUAGUGGCCGGGAGGGGAACUGCAGACGCCUGCAAACGGCACGGAAGAGCUUGGGACUUGCAGCGGCGGGGGUUGCCGAAGCAGACGGUGUGGCUGGCCAGCUACGCUUACGGUUUUCUCUCCACCUUUGCAGGAGUGUGCCGGACUCUCCAUACAGAAUAGCAUCCUCACGACUGCACACACUCCCGGGGGGAAGACGACUAUCGUCAUUUCAGAAGUUCGCGUUUUUAUUUUGGGCGGGACAGGGUUUUUUUUCGGUUUAAGUGAUGACCUGGAGUAAAAUCUUUUGCGAAUAUUUCUUAUUGUUUUUAUCGUAUCUCCUUUAUAUUAAUCAAUGUUAACGUAUUAUGCCGAGUUUGUGCCGAGACGCCCCUCUAGAGAAGAAAAAAACUGUUAUGUGGCUAGUUUUGUGAACAGUUUGGCUUUUCUAACCCCCUCCCCCCCCCCCCAGCUUGCUUGUUGCAAGAAAUCCUGUCAUUCUGAGAGCUAUAUGCCUUCCUUUCACCUACUUACUCCACUGUUACCUAUUUCUCCAAUUAAUAUGGUUUGAGGUUUCCACUCCUGUGUGUCUGAUUGGCCGACGGGCUGGCACUUGGUUUGGCACUGAAGUGAAAUGUGUGGUCUGGUCGCAGUCAGGAUGUGUGCAUGACCUGCCUCUUUCAUGCAGCUGGACUGACUCUUUCAUUCGCACGGCUGUUCCGCGGUUACUCUCUAAAAAGGAACCGACGGGCACGGUCUCGAGAGGAAUGCACUGCACACAUCCCCCUUAUUCGCUUCGAGUUCCGUUUUUGCCCGAAAAGUGAAAAUAACAUUGAACUGCUUCUUGUGCGCAUAUUUUUUUAAAGUAUAAUGGGGUUGUUUGUGCUUUAAAUGGAAUCAAUUCCUUCAAUUGAGUCCGUUGAGUGAUGUUGGCUUUAUCAGUUUAGUUUUUUUUUCUUUUUUUUUUAUAACUCUUAACUUAACUUGUUACAAUUUGGGCAUUGGCUGAUUCCCACUUGACAGUUUUGAUGGUGACUUAGCCUUUUCUUUUUUUUUUUUGCUUUGUUUUUACACUCUUAACAGCAGGAUGUGCUUGGCAUUAUCUAUGCCUGCUGCUCCCCAAGGCUUUUCCUAUUGCUGUCUAUACUAACCUUCAGUUUACAUGCAUGUAAAAUAACGUUUUUUUAUUUUGUUCGUUUUCUUGAGGUCAAAUGGCAAAUUUCCUUCUGAAAUAUCCAGAGUCAAUCAAAAGCUUUCUCUUUUGUGAACGGCCCUGAUGAACGGUAUGGCUGCCGGAUCUCCUGGAGCCCAGGUCAGACGCUGUCCUCCUUAGUACGGACGAAUCGGGGCCGAACGCUGGGGCGCUACCUAUAGCAGGUGUCAAAGAGGAGAUUCACUGGGCGGCACCUUUGUUCCGAAUUUGCGCCGUCGUAAGUGGAACAGCCUUGGGUCUGCUGGGAGUUGUGGGAAUUGUGGGAGUAAAACGCAAGCCUGUUCUCACAGGGGCUGCUGGGAUAUGUUAUCAGUGAACGAUGGUAAGGCUUGCGCAGGCUGUGGGCGACGUACCCAUGGUGCUGCUUUCAGGCCUAAAAUAAGCAGGUGUGUGUUUGUAGCCCUGGGCCUGCUCAGCUUGGGAGUGGCCUGCCAGUUUAACUGAAAUGGAAUGUUGUCAGUAUUGUUUUGAUUUGAAUUUGUGUGUGGGGAACUGAAACACAAGUGGGUGUGGGGGGGGUGGGGA